Molecule: messenger RNA, 1188 nt
Organism: Macadamia integrifolia
Lineage: Eukaryota; Viridiplantae; Streptophyta; Magnoliopsida; Proteales; Proteaceae
Product: protein-tyrosine-phosphatase PTP1
Exons: 8
Coding region: 67-858 (263 amino acids)
Biological process (GO): protein dephosphorylation
Molecular function (GO): protein tyrosine phosphatase activity
Source: RefSeq, a predicted model, not a curated record
GCAUGGGGUUACUGCACAAAAAUUUUUGCUUCUUGCUUUCAGGCCAAUAGGGUAAAAAAGAUUGAGAUGUUCAAAAGCUGUAGGGCGGCUCUUGAUUAUGCAAAUAAGGAGAAGAACCGUUAUCUGGAUGUCUUACCAUUUGACCGGAAUAGGGUUGUUCUCAACUCAUCUGAGGAUCGUGGAUCAUCCAUGGGGGACUAUAUCAAUGCAAGCUUUAUAAUGAGUUCUUCCAGUGAAAGCAUUUCACGGUUUAUAGCCACACAAGGUCCACUACCACACACAUUUGAAGACUUCUGGGAAAUGGUGAUUCAGCAUCAUUGCCCUGUGAUUGUAAUGCUUACUCGGUUGGUCGACAAUUACAAGAUGGUGAAAUGCGGAGAUUAUUUUCAAGCAGAGGAUGGUCCAAGAGAAUUUGGUAAUAUAUCUAUUAGCACUAAAUGGAUAAAUAGUGAUACUUCCUUAGUGUUGCGACUGCUGGAGGUGAAACACAUAGAGUCAGAGGAGCUACCCUGGUGUGUUCUCCACAUUCAAUACCCUGAAUGGCCUGAUCAUGGAGUGCCCCGAGACACACUUACUGUUCGUGCAAUCUUGAAAAGGCUAUAUCAUGUGCCACCCACUCUUGGCCCCAUAGCGGUGCACUGCAGUGCAGGUAUUGGGAGAACAGGUGCAUUUUGUACAAUUCUCAACACAAUCCAGAGAAUCCUUGUUGGAGACAUGUCUGCCCUGGAUCUUGCUAACACCAUAACCAUUUUCAGAUCUCAGCGUAUCGGGAUGGUCCAAACAUUGGAGCAAUAUGUUUUUUGCUAUGAUGCGAUAAUUGAUGAACUGGAAGACCUUAUUUCAGAAUCUAACCACUAGCAAGAAAUUCAAAACUGCUGAUCCAACUGUCUGAUUGUUGUAGUUGAAGCAGAAUGGUAGUCUAUUGCUUAUAUGAGCUCAGUUAUUCGGAAGCUGGAGAAACCAACACCACUUUCCCCUAUUCUGUUGUGUCCUUAAUUGGCAGCCCGUUUUCACGCAUUUGAUUUAAGAGUUAUUUACUUGUAAAACUGAGAAUGCUGCCAAACAAUCAGGCCAAGUCUUCAUCUUUCUGUCAUUGUCUGCACCAAUGAGAGCACCAAAGAGCAGGAUAGUUGUUUGUUCUUGGUGGUCUUCCUAAUCUUAACUUAAUACACAUACAAUGCUUUCUAA